Echinops telfairi (small Madagascar hedgehog) is the source of this 2599-nucleotide messenger RNA. It is a transcript of the gene KLHL41, whose product is annotated as kelch like family member 41. NCBI's taxonomy places the organism in Eukaryota, Metazoa, Chordata, Mammalia, Afrosoricida, Tenrecidae. The transcript has 6 exons. Gene Ontology annotation, molecular function: protein binding. The record is from RefSeq and is a predicted model, not a curated record. The coding region runs from base 211 to 2031 and encodes 606 amino acids.
UCCUUUCAGUUUCUGACAGCUGCAAGAACAACUCUUCGUUCCAAACUAGCUCUCCUAAAUUCCCGUUGUUCGGGUGGGUGUCUAUAUUUAGCCGGCGGGAUUAAGUGGAAGGCUGGAAGCUGGGCAGAGCACCCCGAUCUGCCUUUUGACAGCUAGACCUGUGUGUGUAAGGAGCUCAGUGUUCGCUUCCUCACCCAGGUCUCUCCCAAAAUGGAUUCCCAGCGGGAACUCGCAGAGGAACUGCGGCUUUACCAGUCCACCCUGCUGCAGGAUGGGCUCAGAGAUCUCCUGGAUGAGAAAAAGUUCAUCGAUUGCACCCUGAAGGCAGGUGACAAGAGCCUCCCUUGCCACAGACUGAUUCUGUCGGCCUGUAGCCCUUACUUCCGUGAGCAUUUUCUAUCCGACGUGGACGAGCAGAAGAAAAGGGAGGUGGUCCUGGACAACGUGGACCCUGCCACCCUGGACUUGAUCAUCCGGUACCUGUACUCCGCCAGCAUCGAUCUCAACGACGGCAACGUGCAGGAUAUCUUUGCGCUGGCCAGCCGCUUCCAGAUCCCGUCGGUGUUCACCGUGUGUGUCUCCUACCUCCAGAAAAGACUCGCUCUUGGGAACUGCUUAGCCAUCCUGAGACUGGGACUUCUCCUGGACUGCCCACGGCUGGCCAUUUCUGCCCGGGAGUUUGUGUCUGACCACUUCCUUCAGAUCUGCAAGGAAGAGGACUUCAUGCAGCUUUCCGCGCAGGAGCUGAUCUCGGUCCUGUCCAACGACAGCCUGAACGUAGAAAAGGAAGAAGCGGUGUUCGAGGCCGUGAUGAGAUGGGUGCGGACGGACAAAGAAAACAAGGUUAAGAACCUUAAUGAGGUGUUUGAUUGCAUCCGCUUCCGCCUGAUGUCCGAGAAGUAUUUUAAAGAGCAUGUGGAGAAAGAUGAUCUCAUUAAAAGCAACCCCGACCUCCAGAAAAAAAUCAAAGUUCUGAAAGAUGCCUUUGCUGGGAAGCUCCCAGAACCGAGCAAAAAUGCAGAGAAGACAGGGACUGGUGAAGUGAAUGGGGACGUUGGCGAUGAAGACCUACUUCCCGGUUACCUAAAUGACAUUCCCAGACACGGGAUGUUUGUCAAAGACCUCAUCCUGUUGGUGAACGACACAGCUGCAGUAGCUUAUGAUCCCACGGAGAACGAAUGCUACCUUACCGCCCUGGCUGAGCAGAUCCCCAGAAACCAUUCCAGCGUCGUUACCCAACAAAACCAGGUGUAUGUGGUAGGAGGGCUCUACGUAGACGAAGAAAAUAAGGAUCAACCUCUACAGUCUUACUUCUUCCAGCUUGACAACAUAGCAUCUGAGUGGGUCGGACUUCCUCCUCUGCCUUCAGCCAGGUGUCUCUUCGGUCUGGGAGAGGUAGAUGACAAAAUCUAUGUCGUUGCCGGCAAAGACCUGCAAACAGAGGCUUCGCUGGACUCAGUGUUAUGCUACGAUCCUGUGGCUGUCAAAUGGAAUGAAGUGAAGAAACUCCCUCUAAAAGUCUAUGGUCAUAAUGUAAUUUCACACAAAGGGAUGAUAUAUUGCCUAGGAGGAAAGACAGAUGACAAAAAGUGCACAAACCGGAUGCUGAUCUACAACCCCAAAAAGGGGGACUGGAAAGAUCUGGCUCCCAUGAAAAUCCCCCGCUCCAUGUUUGGUGUGGCAAUCCACAAAGGCAAAAUUGUGAUCGCAGGAGGGGUCACGGAAGAUGGCCUUUCCGCUUCAGUGGAAGCGUUUGACCUCUCAACCAACAAAUGGGAAGUAAUGCCUGAAUUCCCUCAAGAAAGGAGCUCCAUCAGCUUAGUCAGCCUGUCUGGAUCCCUGUAUGCCAUCGGGGGCUUUGCCAUGAUUCAGCUGGAGUCGAAAGAGUUUGCCCCCACUGAAGUCAAUGACAUAUGGAAGUAUGAAGAUGAUAAAAAAGAAUGGGCCGGGAUGCUGAAAGAAAUCCGCUAUGCUUCCGGAGCUAGUUGCCUAGCAACACGUUUAAACCUCUUCAAGCUGUCUAAAUUAUAGACAAGAAGGUGACAAAACAUAAUAGAUUGGGAGGUGGUUUAUUUGGAAAACAGCUUUAAUUUAUUCUGCUGUUGUUUUGUUAAGCCUGUACAGCGAUUUAUUUAGAAAUCUAUUAUUCACUAAGGUCUACAAGGCUAGCAAUGGGUGUCAGCACUUCAAAGUCAGUUAAUCUGCAAUGUAUGUUCAGAGCUUUAAAGGGUUUCUGAUAAGUCAACAUUGCAGUGAACAAAUUAUUUAUUGUGUUAAUAUGUUUCAAUCAAUUAUAAAGUAGGUCCUAAAUUUACACUGUUACUAAUCCCAUAAUUUGCAUUGUUAGGGUACACUCAUUUUCUGUAACAAAUGAAAUGGAAGCGUGAACCAUGUGCACCUGCAUCUGAAAAAGAAUACUGUUAAAAAUGUCAAACGCCUUCUCUAAUGCUUCAAGCUACAAUAGAAACCCUGUGCAUUUUAGUGAAGAAGAUUACUGCCAAGAGAAGACUUUGGAAAUGGUAUCUAAGGAGUGGAAUAAAUAGGAGCAUAAUUUUCUCAUCUGGAGAAGAACAUUCUCUAAGUAAAAUAUCAACAUCAA